UUCAGAUCAUCAACAUACAACCAAACCAAUUCGACUCCACUUACAACAACAACAAUCAUCACAAGUAGCCAGCACCAUAUCUAGUGCUUGCCUACUUAACUCAUAUCCAUUGACUUUUCAAUCCGUCACAAUUCUUCUUCAAAUCAAACCCUCUUCCAAACCCCCAACAAUACCGCCAAGAUGAGUGCACAGAAGACCUCGGCCAUCGCUGACCAGGAGCCCGUUGACGUUCUCUUCGCUAUUCACGAAAAGUUCGAUCUUCUGGACUUUGCCGGCGCGCUCGAGGUCUUUACUUCUGCAUGUCACAACUUCCAGGAUCCUGAGAACAGCAAGGCCUUUGAGGUCACCAUCGUCGGUCCCGAAGCCAAGGUCAUCUCGGACCAGGGUGUCGUCGUUGGCGCCCAGAUCACCUACAAGGAGGCACACGACCGUCUUGAGGACUUUGAUAUCCUCGUCGUCGUCGGUGGUAACUCCAAGGAGGUUGUCGCCAAAGAGCUUCAACCCCUCUCCCUGAUCACCGACUUCUCAGAGCUUCAGAAGCGUGAUCCCGCUCGCGAGCGCACGAUCCUCUCUAUCUGCACCGGUGCCCUCUUCCUUGGCAAGCAGGGCAUCCUCUCUGGCUUGUCUGCCACCACCCACCCCGAUUACCUUACUUCAUUUGAGAAUAUUUGCAGCGAUGCUGCUACCGUAAACCUCCAGGAGCGUACCGAUGUGGUAGAGGACGCUCGUUAUGUUGUCAACAACCUGCGAUUCGAUCUCGGGGAGGACGAGAGCCCAUACAUCCGCCGCAAGUCCGAUGCUGGUCAGGGACGUCGCCCUUCGGCAGCCCGAAAGGGAAGCAUGUCGUUCAAGGACUCCAACACACGCCGUGAGUCAAUUGUUCGUCGUGCCGCCAUGCGACUUGGUGGUCUCCGUGUGGUGACAUCCGGAGGUGUCAGCUCUGGCAUUGAUGCUGCUCUGUAUCUUGUCAGCGCUCUGAUUGAUGAUGCUACUUCGUUGGAAGUGGCCAGGCGCCUUCAGUGGACCUGGAACAAGGGCGUUGUCGUCGAUGGUCUCGACGUCUAAGAUCCCUGGCAGUGAGUGCCGUGUACGAAUUAAGAGUUUAUGAUGGGCUCAGGCAUAGCCCCGAUUGAGACCAAUUUCCAUAUAUUUGUGUAUUUGACAGCUGAGCGUGAGGAACCCUAAGAAAAUACCAAAAAGACUAGGAGCUCUCUAUUUAAUUCAAUUGUUUGGUCGACUUUCAAAA
Molecule: messenger RNA, 1246 nt
Organism: Fusarium graminearum PH-1
Lineage: Eukaryota; Fungi; Ascomycota; Sordariomycetes; Hypocreales; Nectriaceae
Exons: 3
Coding region: 181-1065 (294 amino acids)
Source: RefSeq, a predicted model, not a curated record